AUGGUAUAUGGUUGCUCGGGCAAUUUCCAGAUCUAUGAUGUACGGUUGUUGGGCAAGAACUUAGUAAAUACACACGCCAGAUAUAAAAAGAAUGGUUUUGUGCCUCCAUAUAACUACGCCUCUUGCAGGGUUUGUUCCAGGAACUCUCAAGGAUGCCUAACUGUUGUAAUGGAUCUCCAGGAUCAAAUGGACCAAGGUUACAUUGUAGCCUACCAAGCCAAAGAUUAUAAUCAGGUCAAUAUGGUCAAUAGUGACAAUGAAGUGAAUGUCAUAGUUCCUCAGUUCAAUGACUCCGAGCCUAUACAUAUUACUUAUGAUAGUCGGAAGACUUCUGUGACUCCUCUGGACAUUAACUUACCGGGCCCAGUUCCCUACCAAUCUGAUAAAGUUGUGUCUUACAAGUACAAUGCAACAAUGACUGAGAAUGGAAAAGAUGUUCCUCUACCCUCCAUUGUUAACGUUGCUAAUGUAAGCAAGGUCACAAGGAGUGGGUGUAUAUUUGAAAAAAGGACUGAGGAUGUCGCAGCAGGAAAGCAGGCUCAUGUUGAGAUCCCUUAUGAACUGGUUGGCCAAUCUGAUAACAUGAAUCCGAAAAGUGAUAACAGUGAGGCUCACCGUGAAGCUUUGCAGAAAAUCUUAGAACAAGCCUAUGUAGACCAUGAUGUGAUGGUCGGACAGUUUGAUGGUAUCGUCGCUAACAUCACGACCUGCAACAACUUGAGUUUCAGUAAUAAAGAGCUCCCCGAAGAAGGAAGAAAUCAUAACAUGGCACUAAAUAUCUCAAUCAACUGUAUGAAUGACUCUUUGUCAAGUGUGUUAGUGGAUACAGGCUCUUCUCUCAAUGUCAUGCCGAAGUCGACACUUUCCAGACUUUCUUUUCAAGGUGCUCCUAUGAAGAGUAGUGGGAUUAUUGUCAAAGCUUUUGAUGGUUCCAGAAAAAUAGUCAUUGGAGAAGUUAACCUUCCUAUGACCAUCAGACCUCAUACUUUCCAGAUAACAUUCCAGGUGAUGGACAUAGAAGCUGUGUAUAGUUGUUUAUUGGGUCAACCUUGGAUCCAUGAAGCUAGGGUAAUCACUUCCACUCUGCAUCAGAAGCUUAAAUUUGUGAAGAACGGGAAACUAGUGAUAGUCUGUGGGGAGCAAGCACUGGUUGUGAGUCACUUAUUAUCUUUCUCUUAUCUUGAACUUAAAGAAGCUGUUGGAACUCAAUUCCAAGCUAUUUCUUUGAUUUACAAAGAUGUCAAGAUAGGAGUAUCCAUCUCUUCAUUCAAGGAUGCAAAACGGCUAGUAAAUAAUGGUAUAACCGAUGGUUGGGGAACAAUUUUGGAUCUCCCAGAAAACAAACACCGAGAGGGUUUAGGCUUUUCUCCUACUUCCAAGAAGAUUGCAAAAGGAAGUAGAUCUAUUCGUUCAAUCAAAGAAACUUUCCAUAAUGGAGGGUUCAUCAAUCCCACUUUGCCAGAAGUUAGUGUCGUCACUGAGGAUGAUGAUUCAUCAUGGGAACCCUAUUGCGACGAUCCUAAAUACGAUCUUGAGGCAUAA
Messenger RNA from Lathyrus oleraceus (garden pea), 1542 nucleotides. RefSeq lists its product as uncharacterized. Gene Ontology annotation, biological process: proteolysis. The transcript has 2 exons. NCBI's taxonomy places the organism in Eukaryota, Viridiplantae, Streptophyta, Magnoliopsida, Fabales, Fabaceae. The record is from RefSeq and is a predicted model, not a curated record. Gene Ontology annotation, molecular function: aspartic-type endopeptidase activity. The coding region runs from base 1 to 1542 and encodes 513 amino acids.